Saccharomyces kudriavzevii IFO 1802 is the source of this 1617-nucleotide messenger RNA. It is a transcript of the gene YEH2, whose product is annotated as sterol esterase. Lineage: Eukaryota; Fungi; Ascomycota; Saccharomycetes; Saccharomycetales; Saccharomycetaceae. The record is from RefSeq and is a predicted model, not a curated record. Bases 1 to 1617 code for a protein of 538 amino acids. The transcript has a single exon. Gene Ontology annotation, biological process: lipid metabolic process.
AUGGUAAAUAAGCUGCUUGAUGGGGUUCAGCGAUUGGUGAGCGUGAUAAUUCUUACCUCGUUUAUGACAGGGUUAUUCAUAUUGUCAUUAUGGAACAACUAUGUAACGGUCCAUUUUCAACACAAGAAUGACCCAAGGGAUACCAGAAGUUCCAGAACCAAGAUUCAUCCAAGCGACAAGAAGAAGAAACGGCCAGCACGUCAUUCUCGGCCUCUGUCAAUAUCUUCUGCCACACCUUUAGAUUUGGAACAGGACCAAGAAAACAACAUCGAAUAUGAUCGUACCGUGUCGAGCAAGCUCUCCACGACCAGCAACGCCUCCCUAUCCGGGGAAGGUGAUGCUAGUAAUAGUAUUAAACUGGAAACAAAUGUGAGUCAGGCUCCAUAUGCUGCUGAGAAUCCAUUUCAAAAUAUCGCACUUGCCGAGGAUACUAGACUGGUACCUGAUCUGAAGUACUAUUAUAAGGAAUACGGUAUUGAUAUCGAAGAAUUUGAAGUAGAGACGGACGAUGGGUUCAUCAUUGAUUUAUGGCAUUUCAAGCCGAGAUUGAAUGAUCAUGCAGAAGAGGCAAAGCGCGAACCCAUUUUGUUGUUGCAUGGUCUUUUACAAAGCUGUGGGGCAUUUGCAUCUUCAGGUAGAAAAUCUUUAGCGUAUUUUCUUUAUGAAUCCGGGUUUGACAUUUGGUUGGGUAAUAACAGAUGUGGGUUACAUGCUAAGUGGAACAUGAAAAAGUUAGGUAAUGAUCAUUCCAAAAAAUGGGACUGGGAUAUGGAUCAGAUGGUUCAGUACGAUUUAAAGGCACUUGUAACUCACGUACUGGAUAGUACUGGGUAUGCUAAAUUAUCGCUUGUGGCACAUUCGCAAGGUACAACACAAGGAUUCAUGGGGCUUGUUAAUGGUGAAAAACUAUACGCAAGCGAUUUUAAAUUAGUGGAUAAGCUAGAAAAUUUCGUCGCUUUGGCACCAGCAGUUUACCCUGGACCUUUACUAGAUGAAAAAGCAUUUGUGAGGCUAAUGGCGAAUGGUAUUGAUUCCCCAUGGUACUUCGGUAGAAGAUCAUUUAUACCUUUGAUGAUGACCAUGAGAAAGUUGAUGGUUGGCACCAAGGUUUUUUCUUUCCUUUCCUACAUCAUGUUCAACUACUUAUUUGAUUGGAAUGAUGUUUUAUGGGAUAGAAUCUUGAGAGACCGAAACUUUUUAUUUUCACCAGUUCACAUUUCAGUCAAACUAAUGCAAUGGUGGCUGUCGCCUCUUCCCAACAAGUUAAGUUUUAAGAAAGGUGCAGGCAAAAUUUUUCCCGAUAAGAAGACUUGGUUUCCUAUUGCCAAGAAUGAUGACGAUAGUGGUACUAAUUUGAACAACAACAGCUUGCACUUAAAUUCGAAAAGACAAAACAGUGAGGAUUUUCCACACAUCAUAAUGUUUAUUCCGAAGCAAGACAGGCUGGUGGACGGCGAGCGAUUGAUUAAUCAUUUUAUAAAUCAUGAAGCUAAUGCAGUGUACAAACUUUGGUAUAUCGAGGAGUAUUCGCAUCUGGACGUUUUAUGGGCGCAUGACGUCAUUGAUAGAAUUGGCAAACCAAUGAUAGAGAAUAUGAGGUUUCCUAGUGCAAAGUAA